Messenger RNA from Penicillium canescens, 1422 nucleotides. RefSeq names its product putative aminotransferase. The transcript has 7 exons. Bases 54 to 1250 code for a protein of 398 amino acids. Lineage: Eukaryota; Fungi; Ascomycota; Eurotiomycetes; Eurotiales; Aspergillaceae. The record is from RefSeq and is a predicted model, not a curated record.
CAAGGUGAUACUGCAUCUAUUCGUACGAUUACUCAAAUCUAUUUAUUUUCAACAUGGCCUCUCUGGAUGUAACAGCAGCUCGCGCUCGCUUCCCUGCAAUGCAGCAGGAACAGGUGUUUAUGGACAAUGCAGGUGGAAGUCAGGUUCUCGAUACCGUGGCGGACUCCAUCCGUUCAUACCUUUUGAACACGAAUGUCCAGCUUGGUGCCACCUAUGGAGUGUCCAAGUCUUCAACAAAUGCAUACUCGAACGCAUACAAGGUGGCUGCUGGAUUCAUCAAUGCGGCAACUGAAGAGAUCAGUAUUGGUGUCUCAACCACCCAGCUACUGCACAACAUCUCUAUAGCUCUCACAUUCCACCCUGGUGACGAGCUCAUCCUGUCCAAACUCAACCAUGAGGCCAACAUCGCCCCGUGGAUCCAGGUUGCAGAGCGGUUGGGCUUGAGGGUGAAGUGGUGGGCUGCUUCUGAUCCAAAGAACCCCGUCUGUGACCCGGCUGAGUUGAAGACUCUGCUCACCAAUAAGACUCGGCUUGUGUCAUGCCCGCACACAUCCAAUAUCACCGGCACCAUCAGCCCGGUCCGAGAGAUUGCAGACACGGUCCAUGCAUAUCCUCGUGCACUGCUAUGUGUGGAUGGAGUGGCUUUGGCACCCCAUCGUCAAGUUGAUGUGAAGGCUUUGGAUGUGGACUUCUACGCCUUCUCCUGGUACAAGGUGUAUGGGCCACACCUGGCACAACUAUAUGCCUCAUCACGCAUCCAUGACCAGAUCCAGUCGCUGGGGCAUUUCUUCAAGGCCACCAACACCCUGGAUUUGAAGCUUAACCUUGCAUCAGCAAAUUACGAGCUCACUCAGAGUAUUCCCCGCGUGGCGGAGUACUUUGGCCCCGAGCCUAGCACACGCUGGGCCCAGAUGGCGGAGCAUGAAGAGCGGCUGCAGCAGAUCCUCCUUGAGUUCUUGGCUUCCGAUAGCCGUAUUACUAUUAUUGGGGAACCGUCGGCACGCAAGGAGCUCCGUGUACCUGUCAUCAGUUUUGUCGUACAGGGUGUGGGCAGCCAACAGCUGGUAGAAGCAGUUGAGCGCCGGUCGGCGUUUGGAUUCCGCAGUGGUCAUAUGUACAGCCACCGGUUGCUGGCCGAGGUAUGCGGGCUGCCGGAUGUGGAGGAUGGGGUGGUGCGGGUCAGCCUGCUGCAUUACAACACUGAGGCCGAGGUGCAGGGGCUGGUAGCAUUGCUGCGAGAGGAAGUGUAGAUACAUGUAGUGUACGGAGUAACUUAUACUCGAUGCUCUAUGCUAAUCCAACUUGUUUGUGCGUGAAUGCUUUCUUCGCGUGGAAGUACAGUACAUACGCCCUUAGACGUAUACAAAGAAGAUAUUUCUAGAAAAUACCUGUACUUCUUUCAUUUCCGCCUAAUCCUGUGAG